Molecule: messenger RNA, 2432 nt
Organism: Neoarius graeffei (lesser salmon catfish)
Lineage: Eukaryota; Metazoa; Chordata; Actinopteri; Siluriformes; Ariidae
Product: trophoblast glycoprotein-like
Exons: 1
Coding region: 461-1597 (378 amino acids)
Biological process (GO): negative regulation of canonical Wnt signaling pathway
Cellular component (GO): plasma membrane
Molecular function (GO): protein binding
Source: RefSeq, a predicted model, not a curated record
CUGAGGAGAACCCGAGCAGAGCUGCGAUGCGUCCAAGGCGCUGACGUGAACAUCCGAACAGAAGAUAGAUUACAACAAGGAAAUGAACAACUUAAAAGUUUCUGGACGCAUAUCACCGCUGCACGGCGUCUAAAACCUGAACAUUUUACAUCCUGGAGGUGAAUUCUGUCCAGCCCGAGACGAGCAGACUGUUGGGAAUUGAACUUUUUUUUUUUUUUUUGGCUUGAAUGCAGGAAUGAGGUGGAAGCUCACACACAGGAGAGGCUUGACGGCGGGGCUUUGAGGAGCUCCUUAUGCGCUGUGCAUGCCGUUUUCGGCGUCUUUGUGUGACCAAAAGAAGUGGAAGGAAUGAAAGUAAGUGUUGAGUGGGAUUUCAAGUAAACACAGGACGGUGUAGGUUUGAGACUUGGGGUAGUUUUGAGCGCUACUUUUCCUGACUCCGGUGUGAAGGCGGGCAGAAAUGCGUGCAGGAAGCUCGCUGCGUGUGAAGGAGAACCAGGCCAAGCGGCGCGUCUCCACUCCGUGUCUGGUGCUCUUCCUGACAUGUUUCGGCGCUGCUGGCUCUCUGGAAUGCCCUCACAAAUGCGUGUGCACUGACACAAAAGUCAAUUGCAACCAUCAGAACUUCACAUCCAUCCCACAGCCAAUCCCAGCCACCACUACGACCCUUCUCGUCACUGGGAACGAGAUAUCCCAGCUCACUGAGGACUCCUUUCCUGUUCGUCUGGACUAUUUAACAUAUCUUAAUCUGUCUGAGAACCAAAUAGAACACGUGGACCCUGGGGUGUUUACCAACUUGCCAAGGCUGCGUUUGCUUGACCUGAGCGACAACAGAAUCCUGCGUUUUAGCUCUGGUGCUUUUCCAGAGAACAACGUCCUCCAGGUCUUAAACCUGACCAGAUCGUUGUACAAUUUCUCCUUUGCUGAUGCUGUUUAUAACCUUUCCAAGUGUGCUCUUCCGAAACUUUCCGUUCUCAGGUUGGCAAGCAACGACCUCGUUGUCCUUCCAGAUGACAUGUUCGCCAGCUUGUCUAACCUCACGACCUUGGACCUAAGAAACAAUUCGAUAGUUUCGAUUAAGAACGUGACUUUCCGAAACCAAGCGCUUGUUAGUUUGGACCUGCGGAACAAUGCUCUGAAAGAGCUGUCUAAUGGGACGUUAAAGGAGUUCAGUCAGAUACCUGGACUUCGGCUGUAUCUGCUGGGAAACCAGUGGGUUUGUGAUUGCAACAUUGAGGACAUGGUGAUGUGGUUACAGAGCACAGAUAUUGCCGUGGACAAGCAGAACAUGACCUGCGCUCAUCCUGACCAGUUGAGAACCAAUCAGCUUUUGCAGUUGAAGCAGUCUGAGCUGCAGUGCACCUACUCUGGAAACAUGGAGGUUGCCUUGGAGACCUCGUAUGUGUUUCUGGGUAUGGUGUUGGCCCUCAUUGGGGUCAUAUUCCUGCUAGUCCUUUACCUGAACAGAAAAGGCAUCAAGAGAUGGAUAUAUAAUAUCCGUGAUGCAUGCAGGGACCACAUGGAGGGCUACCAUUACAGGUAUGAGAUCAACUCGGAUCCACGCCUGGCCAACCUCAGUCUUAACUCCGAUGUGUAAGGAGGUGUAAGGUGUGGUGCUUGGCCGGAGAUGGGGGGAAAACUGUUUCCCACAAUUACGCACAGUGACUCAGCUCUAUUUGAAUAACUAUUUGCAUAGUUUUCACAAGCUUAUACCGUAAUAUGCAGUUUGCCAUGCCGGAUAGAUUAAUUGGCAUCUGCUGCGGUACAUGCCGCAUGCUAUGUUAUUGCUGUGUCUUGUUUAGAUGUUGUUCAAUGCUUGCAUGAAUCAAGAACUCAUAAAGGUUCAUAAGUGCUUCUUUCUUGUAAAAGAAAUCUACAUAUUAUAUUUUGGGACAGCGUGGAGUGUGAUGCAAGGAUCUCUCUAACGGAUACAAGUUGUGCAUAUUAUCUUGCUUGAAAUUUGACUGAAAUUAAGAAUUAUACAUGUCUUAAAUCUCAUUAAUGCUUGACUUUUCCCCUUGAAUAAUAAUUUACCAUGUUUGCAUGUGUUUCUGUACAUUUUCAGUAGUUAUAAUAUCAUAAUACUCAUAUAUAAUUAUCCCACUUGUCCAUUUUUAUAUUCAAAUUUGUUCCAUGGACAUGGCUCAAUUUUUCUUAUGAAUAUGUUCUGCUGAAUAAAAAGGACUUGCGUUGAUCCUUCAUCUCCCAACCGGUGCUUUGAACUCCAGAGAGGAAUCCAAAGCUGCUGGAACAGAAACCAGGAUUAGGCAUAUACUCACACACACACACACACACACACACACACACACACACACACACACACACACACAGAGAAACAGAUACAUAUGUACACAUACACGAAUAUCAAUUCUAAUUCACUAUUAUGUGAUAUUAUAUUAUAAAUAGCUAUCAUCUUGUGGCAUAUUUGUAAU